Messenger RNA from Cylicostephanus goldi, 237 nucleotides. The record is from the annotation of a GenBank genome assembly. Lineage: Eukaryota; Metazoa; Nematoda; Chromadorea; Rhabditida; Strongylidae.
AUGACAAAAAAGAAGUCGAAUGGAUUCAUGUUCUUCGCGGAUUCACGUCGUGCCUUCUAUGAGGCCGAAGCUGGUUGCAACUUCGGCUCGAAAAGGCUCGUCGAGCGAGCUGCUGAUGACUGGAAGCAGAUGAGUCACACUGAACAAGAACACUGGAAGACAGAAAGCAAGCGCAGGGCCGAGGAACAGGUAGUACAAGAUGGAUGGGGUUUAAGAUGGGGUUUAUCGUUUUUGUGA